Molecule: messenger RNA, 1134 nt
Organism: Cucurbita maxima (winter squash)
Lineage: Eukaryota; Viridiplantae; Streptophyta; Magnoliopsida; Cucurbitales; Cucurbitaceae
Product: 14-3-3-like protein
Exons: 4
Coding region: 125-910 (261 amino acids)
Biological process (GO): signal transduction
Cellular component (GO): cytoplasm
Source: RefSeq, a predicted model, not a curated record
CGGCCCUCAAAAGCCCACCUCCUCCACUCUCCGUCUUCCUCUCCUCCUCUCUUUCUUCCUCUUCCUCUUUCACCCUCUGAUCCCAAAUCCACCAGUCCUCAGAUCCAAUCUCCAUUUCCUUGCAAUGGCUACCGCCCCCUCUCUUCGCGAGGAGAAUGUUUACAUGGCCAAGCUUGCGGAGCAGGCCGAGCGCUACGAGGAGAUGGUCGAGUUCAUGGAGAAGGUUUCCGCUUCUAUCGACAAGGAGGAGCUCACCGUCGAGGAGAGAAACCUCCUCUCCGUCGCCUACAAGAACGUCAUCGGCGCUCGUAGGGCCUCUUGGCGUAUUAUUUCCUCUAUCGAGCAGAAGGAGGAGAGCCGAGGUAAUGAUCACCAUGUCUCUGUGAUCCGUGACUACAGAUCCAAAAUCGAGAGCGAACUCUCUAAUAUCUGCGAUGGAAUUCUCAAACUCCUCGAUUCCAGACUUAUUCCCUCCGCGGCCUCCGGAGAUUCCAAGGUAUUUUACCUUAAAAUGAAAGGCGAUUACCAUAGAUACCUGGCUGAAUUCAAAACCGGUGCCGAACGGAAGGAAGCUGCCGAAAGUACCCUCACUGCUUACAAAGCCGCUCAGGAUAUUGCAAAUGCCGAGUUGCCUCCCACGCAUCCGAUCCGACUUGGAUUGGCUCUCAACUUCUCUGUAUUCUACUAUGAAAUUUUGAAUUCCCCUGAUCGUGCCUGCAGUCUUGCAAAACAGGCGUUUGAUGAAGCCAUCGCUGAGUUGGAUACCCUCGGUGAGGAAUCCUACAAGGAUAGUACUUUGAUUAUGCAACUUCUCCGCGAUAACCUCACUCUCUGGACCUCGGACAUGCAGGACGAGGGUGCGGAUGAGAUCAAAGAAGCUCCCCCCAAGCGCGAGGAAGAAAAGCAGUAAGAUUAGUGAGUCCCCACCCAAGUAGGGGUAUAAACUUCUCCAUAAUAUGUUUUUGAUAGGAGAAGAUGCAUGCUUCUUGUUGCUUAUAUUUGGUACUAUCCUGAGUUGUAAGGGCUCUCAUGUCAUUUGUUGCCGGAUUGUGACCCGAGCUACAAAACCUCGUUUACUUUUUUCUCUUUCAUUUUUAUUCUAUAAUCUAAAAUCAGUUUUUGUUUGCUUCUCUU